GGUCACAACAAGAUGGCUACGUCCAGGCGCAGCCAUGCCAAAAACAAGGCUUGUGUUAUACUUGGAGGAUUUUCAGUGUUGUCCUUGAAGUUUAACUCGGACACGAAUUCUGAACACCAGUUGUACGUGAAGGAGCACAAAAUUCGGGCAGAGGCAAAGUCCCACCGUCCGUUCGACAGGACCUUGUUUGUCCUCAACAUCGCACCUUACUGCUCUGAGGAUGUCGUCAAGGAAUUGUUCUCACAGUUUGGCUCUGUUGAGUCCGUGGAGUUGGGUGACAACCCGGGCUCAUUCUACCAGUCUGGGCCCAAACUGUCCAGACUUUUCAAACCGGCUGAAAAACAGGGUUUCAAAGUUGGUUACAUUGUGUUCCAUAGCCCCUCCAGUAUUACAGCAGCUAAAUCACAUCCCUAUAGCGUGCCUUUGGUGGUCUGCUCAACACAGCGUACGGUUAAGACUGGAGUACAAAAAUGGAUUCAACAGUACAAAGACUCAUUUGUUCAGCCGGAGACUCUGGAAAAUGUAGUCGACAAUUUCAUGAAGAACUUUGACACGAUGAAAGAAAAAGAAGAGGAGCGCCUCAAGCAGGAGGCGGAGCAACAAAAAGAGGAUGAGGAGGGCUGGGUGAAAGUCACCAGGGGGCAGAAGGGCAACAAGGCACGUCCCCACAGCGAGGCUGCCAACCAAAAGGCCCUCCAGAAGGAGAUGGGGAAGAAGAAGAGGAAGGAGCUCGUGAACUUCUACUCUUGGCAGCAUAAAAACACCCAGAAAGAACAUAUUGCUGAACUCAGGAAAAAGUUUGAGGAGGACAAACAGAGAAUAGCGCUCCUAAGGGCUCAAAGAAAGUUCAGACCGUAUUAAAGAACCUUUGUAUGUACCUGUAUAUGCUCAGUUUACUUGACAAACCUGGAUGUUGCUUAUUUUAUCAUCAUUCUGCUCUUGCACACCACACUAUAUAAUUUACAUUGGCAAAUACAUUUUCGUUAGUGGUAUGUGGAACAAGAUUCUGAACAGUGGAAACGUCAAAGUAACUGUUACAUAACUGUCAUUCCAUCCCAGGUAGGCUUCAAUCAUGUAAUAAUUUAGCAGAUACAUUCAGUUCCUUCACUGUAGCUGCUCUGAUUUUAUUUUGAAUGUCAAUAUCUCAUUUCCCUCAAACUGUACCUUUUGGCUCCAUCUUGCCCACUUUUGGCCUAUUUCCAUGUGUACAGCGCCUUGCGUGCUAUAUAAUUAAAAUUGAAU
This is a messenger RNA of Phycodurus eques (leafy seadragon), 1242 nucleotides long. It is a transcript of the gene rrp7a, whose product is annotated as ribosomal RNA processing 7 homolog A. Lineage: Eukaryota; Metazoa; Chordata; Actinopteri; Syngnathiformes; Syngnathidae. The record is from RefSeq and is a predicted model, not a curated record. Bases 13 to 861 code for a protein of 282 amino acids. Gene Ontology annotation, molecular function: RNA binding. Gene Ontology annotation, biological process: rRNA processing; ribosomal small subunit assembly. The transcript is spliced from 7 exons. Gene Ontology annotation, cellular component: CURI complex; UTP-C complex.